AUGGCCUGCCCCAUAGCCCAUUCUCCAGCCCCCCCCCCAACCCCACGGGCCACCUACGACCCCAGCCACGGCUACAGCCCCCAGCCCGUGGACCUGUCGGGGGUGACGUUGUCCCGGGAGCUGCAGCUCGGACCCCCUCCCCACCUCACUGUGUCCCCCAGGCCAUGGCGGAGCAGCUGGCUGAGAACUACCACAACACCUGGGGACACAAGAAGCAGGAGCUGGAGGCCAAGGGGUGGGGCUCGCACCCCCCUGCUCGUGCCCUAUGACACGUUGACGGCCAAGGAGAAGGCACGGGACCGCGAGAAGGCGCAGGAGCUCCUCAAGUUCCUGCAGCUCAACGGCUAUGCCAUCACCAGGGGGUUGAAGGACAUGGAGCUGGACACGUCCUCCAUCGAGAAGCGCUUCGCCUACGGCUUCCUGCAGCAGCUGCUCAAGUGGAUGGACAUCUCCCAGGAGUUCAUCGCCCACCUGGAGGCGGUGGUGAGCAGCGGGCGGGUGGAGAAAUCCCCCCAUGAACAGGAGAUCAAGUUCUUCGCCAAGAUCCUGCUGCCCCUCAUCAACCAGUAUUUCCACAACCACUGCCUCUACUUCCUCUCCACCCCGGCCAAGGUGCUGGGCAGUGGUGGGCACGCUUCCAACAAGGAGAAGGAGAUGAUCACCAGCCUCUUCUGCAAGCUGGCCGCACUCGUCCGCCACCGCGUCUCGCUCUUCGGGACCGACGCGCCGGCCGUGGUGAACUGCCUGCACAUCCUCGCCCGCUCCCUGGAUGCCAGGAUGGUGAUGAAGUCAGGCCCCGAGAUCGUCAAGGCAGGGCUGCGGUCCUUCUUCGAGAGCGCCUCCGAGGACAUCGAGAAGAUGGUGGAGAACCUCAAGCUGGGGAAGGUGACGCAGAGCCGCACGCAGGUGAAGGGGGUGGCCCAAAACAUCAACUACACCACGGUGGCCCUCCUGCCCGUCCUCACCUCCCUCUUCGAGCACGUGGCGCAGCAUAACUUUGGGGACGACGUCAUCCUCGAUGAUGUCCAGGUCUCCUGCUACCGCAUCCUGUGCAGCAUCUACUCGCUGGGCACCACCAGGAACCCCUACGUGGAGAGGCAGCGCCCGGCGCUGGGGGAGUGCCUGGCCACCGCCAUGCCCGUGGCUUUCCUGGAGCCGCAGCUCAACGAGUUCAACCCCUGCUCCGUCUACAGCACCAAGUCCCCCCGCGAGCGGGCCAUCCUGGGGCUCCCCAGCCGGGUGGAGGAGAUGUGCCCCGACAUCCCCGACCUGGAGCGGCUGAUGCGGGACAUCGGGGGGCUGGCGGAGUCGGGGGCCCGCUACACCGAGAUGCCCCACGUCAUCGAGGUGACCCUCCCCAUGCUCUGCAACUACCUGCCCCGAUGGUGGGAGCGCGGCCCCGACACCCUGCCCCAGGGACCCUGGGCCACCGCCGUCACCGGCCAGCACCUCAACGCCCUCCUGGGCAACAUCCUCCGCAUCGUGGUCAACAACCUGGGCAUCGACGAAGCUUCCUGGAUGAAGCGCCUGGCAGUGUUCGCCCAGCCCAUCGUCAGCAAGGCGAAGCCGGAGCUGCUGCGCUCCCACUUCAUCCCCACCAUGGAGAAGCUGAAGAAGCGGGCGGGCAAGGUGGUGGCCGAGGAGGAGCAGCUCCGCAUGGAGGCCAAGACGGAGGGGGAGGAUGCCGAGCUGCUCAUCCGGGAUGAGUUCUCCGUCCUCUGCCGUGACCUCUAUGCGCUUUACCCCCUGCUCAUCCGCUACGUGGACAACAGCCGGGCCAAGUGGCUGACAGAGCCCAACGAGGAUGCAGAGGAGCUGUUCCGCAUGGUUGGGGAGGUCUUCAUCUACUGGCUGAAGGCCGAGGACUCUGACAGCCCCGAGAAGAAUGUCUAGAGGGUGCAGGAGGUGUCAGCCAUGCUCUACCACCUCAAGCAGACGGAGCACCCCUACAAGUCCAAGAAAGCAGUGUGGCACAAGCUGCUCUCCAAGCAGCGCCGCCGGGCUGUGGUCGCCUGCUUCCGCAUGACGCCCCUCUACAACCUGCCCAGGCACCGGGCCUGUAACAUGUUCCUGGAGGCGUACAAGCUCUCCUGGCUGGUGCCGGAGGAGCAUCCCUUUGAGGACCGCAUGAUCGAUGACCUCUCGCCCAUGUUGUCCUCCCCCCAGGACUCCAGCCAGAUCGGGCUGCUGAAGGAGCUGCUGGACCUGCAGAAGGACAUGGUGGUGAUGCUGCUGUCCCUGCUAGAAGGCAACGUGGUGAACGGGACCAUCGCCCGGCAGAUGGUGGACAUGCUGGUGGAGUCCUCCAGCAACGUCACCAUGAUCCUCAAGUUCUUCGACAUGUUCCUGAAACUGCGGGACAUCGUGGCCUCGGAUGCCUUCCGCGACUACGUCUCGGACCCGCGAGGUCUCAUCUCCAAGAAGGACUUCCAGAAGGCGAUGGACAGCCAGAAGCAAUACGAACCCGCCGAGAUCCAGUUCCUGCUCUCCUGCUCGGAGGCGGACGAGAACGAGAUGAUCGACGUGGAAGCCUUUGCUGGUCGCUUUCAAGAGCCUGCUCGCGACAUCGGUUUCAACGUGGCCGUGCUCCUCACCAACCUCUCGGAGCACGUUCCCCAUGACCAACGUCUCCGGACCUUCUUGGAGCAAGCGGCCAGCAUCUUGGAGUAUUUCCGUCCUUUUUUGGGACGGAUCGAGAUCAUGGGAGCCGCUCGACGGAUCGAACGCCUCUACUUCGAGAUCAGCGCUGCCAACAAGGCGCAGUGGGAGAUGCCCCAAGUGAAGGAAUCCAAGCGCCAGUUCAUCUUCGACGUGGUCAACGAGGGGGGGGAGGCCGAGAAGAUGGAGCUCUUCGUCAGCUUCUGCGAGGACACCAUCUUCGAGAUGCAGAUUGCCUCUCGCCUCUCCGAGGAGGAACCCCCCCGGGAAGAAGGAGAGGAUGAGGAGCAGGAGGAAGAGGAGGAGCCCCCUGAUCCCACUGCUCCCCCGCCCCCCUCCGAACCCACCUUGGCUUUUGGGGAGCUGUUGGCGGGGGCUGGGGGGUUGCGACGCUUGUUGGGGUCCCCCCAAACCUGGCGGCGACGGUUGCAAUGCCGGCCGGGUCAGGAGUUGGUGUGGGCAGCAGGGGCGGCCGCUGGCUGGGUAAUGCUGGGGGGGCUUCUGGGGGGCUGGGGGGUGCUGGGGGCUGUGGGGCGCCUGGCCUGGACCUCUCUUUUCGGAGGGGGGAUGCCGUGGGGGGGCGGCGAGACUGGGAAGGCUGCGGGGGGAGAAGAGGGGGGUCCUCAAGACCCUGUCCCCCUGCCCGCCCCCCACCUGCUGCAGCCCCCCGAGGAGGAGGCGGCGGUGGUGUCAGUGCCAGUGUCAGCUUUCGGGGUGCGCAAGGAGCCCGGGCACUAUCGGCUGGCAGCCCCCGACGCCCCCGGGGGGCUGGGGGACAUCGGGGAGCCCCCCGCUGCCGAGCCCCCCACCCCCGAGGGCACUCCCAUCCUCCGGAGGAAGAUUGGGGAGGACGGAGAGGAGCUGGUGGAGGAGGAGCCGCAGAAGGAAGAGAAGCCAGCGGGUGAGGCGGAAAAAGCCAACACGGAGAAUGGGGAGAAGGCCGGGGCGGAGGGGGCCGAGGGGGGGCCCGAGCCUGGUGCCCCCGAGAAGAGGAGGAAAUCGGUCCCCCGGGAGCGGAAGGAGCCGCCGGCCGAAGGAGCCUUCGAGUUCUGGACUGAGCUGGAGGUCCAGAGGGUCAAAUUCCUGAACUACUUGUCCAGGAACUUCUACAACCUGCGGUUCCUGGCGCUCUUCCUCGCCUUCGCCAUCAACUUCAUCCUCCUCUUCUACAAGGUGUCGGAGCACCCUCCAGGUACCGAGGAGGAGCUGGAGGGCUCGGGGCUGGCAGCAACAUGGCCAGGGGGGGCCGGGGAGGAGAGCGUGGUCUAUUACUUCUUGGAGGAGAGCACGGGAUACAUGCAGCCGGCGCUGCAGGGCCUGGCCCUGGCCCACACCCUCGUCGCCUUCCUCUGCAUCAUCGGCUACAACUGCCUCAAGAUCCCGCUGGUGAUCUUCAAGCGGGAGAAGGAGGUGGCACGGCGCCUGGAGUUCUCGGGGCUCUACAUCACCGAGCAGCCGCCGGACGACGACGUCAAGGGCCAGUGGGACCGGCUGGUGCUCAACGCCCAGUCCUUCCCCAGCAACUACUGGGACAAGUUCGUCAAGAGGAAGGUGCUGGAGAAGUAUGGGGAUAUCUACGGGCGCGAGCGCAUCGCGGAGCUGCUGGGGAUGGAGCUGGCCAGCCUGGAUAUUGGGGCGCAGGGCGAGAGGAAGGCCCCCCCCGACAGCUCCCUCCUCACCUGGAUCACAUCCAUCGACAUCAGGUACCAGAUCUGGAAGUUUGGGGUCAUCUUCACCGACAACUCCUUCCUCUACCUCACCUGGUACAUGGCCAUGUCCCUCCUGGGCCACUACAACAACUUCUUCUUCGCCUCCCACCUCCUGGACAUCGCCAUGGGGGUGAAGACCCUCCGCACCAUCCUCUCCUCCGUCACCCACAACGGCAAGCAGCUGGCGAUGACGGUGGGGCUGCUGGCCGUGGUCGUGUACCUCUACACCGUGGUGGCCUUCAACUUCUUCCGCAAGUUCUACAACAAGAGCGAGGAUGAGGAUGAGCCUGACAUGAAAUGUGACGACAUGAUGACGUGCUACCUGUUCCACAUGUAUGUGGGGGUUCGGGGGGGGGGCAUUGGGGACGAGAUCGAGGACCUGGCAGGGGAUGACUACGAGCUGUACCGCGUCGUCUUCGACAUCACCUUCUUCUUCUUCGUCAUCGUCAUCCUCCUGGCCAUCAUCCAGGGUCUGAUCAUCGAUGCUUUUGGGGAGCUGCGGGACCAGCAGGAGCAGGUGAAGGAGGACAUGGAGCCCAAAUGUUUCAUCUGCAGCAUCAGGAGAGACUAUUUCCACACGACCCCCCACGGCUUCGAGACCCACACGCUGGAGGAGCACAACCUGGCCAACUACAUGUUCUUCCUGAUGUAUCUGAUCAAUAAGGAUGAGACGGAGCACAUGGGGCAGGAGUCCUAUGUCUGGAAGAUGUACCAGGAGCGCUGCUGGGAUUUCUUCCCCGCCGGUGACUGCUUCCGCAAGCAGUACGAGGAUCAGCUGGGGUGACCCCCCCCGGACCCCCCCGGGGACCCCCCAGCACCUCCAGCUCCCCCCUCUAAGAAGUGCCUUGUCCGCCAGGGGGGGCCACUUACCUCUGCCAUCAAUAAACCCUGGAGAGUG
Molecule: messenger RNA, 5265 nt
Organism: Aquila chrysaetos chrysaetos
Lineage: Eukaryota; Metazoa; Chordata; Aves; Accipitriformes; Accipitridae
Product: ryanodine receptor 1-like
Biological process (GO): transmembrane transport; calcium ion transport; intracellular calcium ion homeostasis
Cellular component (GO): sarcolemma; smooth endoplasmic reticulum; sarcoplasmic reticulum membrane
Molecular function (GO): ryanodine-sensitive calcium-release channel activity
Source: RefSeq, a predicted model, not a curated record